Messenger RNA from Colletotrichum karsti, 756 nucleotides. RefSeq names its product phosphoglycerate mutase family protein. Gene Ontology annotation, molecular function: sedoheptulose-bisphosphatase activity. The record is from RefSeq and is a predicted model, not a curated record. The coding region runs from base 1 to 756 and encodes 251 amino acids. The transcript is spliced from 4 exons. NCBI's taxonomy places the organism in Eukaryota, Fungi, Ascomycota, Sordariomycetes, Glomerellales, Glomerellaceae. Gene Ontology annotation, biological process: ribose phosphate biosynthetic process.
AUGACGACCCCACGCGCCUUCGUCAUCCGCCACGGCGAGACGGAGUGGUCCCUCAACGGCCGCCACACCGGCUCUACCGAUAUCCCGUUGACGGCGAACGGCGAGAAGCGUGUCCGGGCCACCGGCCGGGCCCUGGUUGGAAACGACCGUCUCAUCGUGCCCAAGAAGAUCUCUCACGUCUACGUCUCCCCUCGCAAGCGUGCUCAACGCACCUUUGAGCUCCUCAACUUCGGCCUCACCGAGGAGCUUCCUUGGAAGAAUCACGGUCAGGUCGAGGGCGGCGGUCCCCAGUGCAACGCCUGUGUCGAGGUCACCGAGGACAUCCGCGAGUGGGACUACGGUGACUACGAAGGCAUCACGAGUCCUGAGAUCCGCCGCAUCCGAAAGGAGCAGGGUCUGUCGGAAAACUGGGAUAUUUGGCGCGAUGGCUGUCCCGGCGGCGAGAGCCCUCGAGACGUCACGGAACGUCUGGACCGUCUAAUCAAGGACAUCCGCGACAGGUGGCACUCUCCCGUCAUCGGCAACAAGGAGGCCGAAAAGGGAGACGUCCUCGUCGUUGCCCACGGCCACAUCCUUCGCGCCUUCGCCAUGCGCUGGGCUGGCAAGAGCCUCCAGGACGGCCCGGCGUUUCUGCUCGAGGCCGGUGGUGUCGGCACCUUGAGCUACGAACAUCACAACAUUGACGAGCCCGCCAUCCUGUUGGGUGGUGCGUUCGCUGUCGAUAUCAUCGAGAAGGAACAACAGGCGCAGCAGUAG